Messenger RNA from Zootermopsis nevadensis, 6626 nucleotides. It is a transcript of the gene Cad87A, whose product is annotated as cadherin 87A. Gene Ontology annotation, molecular function: calcium ion binding. Lineage: Eukaryota; Metazoa; Arthropoda; Insecta; Blattodea; Termopsidae. Gene Ontology annotation, cellular component: plasma membrane. The record is from RefSeq and is a predicted model, not a curated record. Gene Ontology annotation, biological process: homophilic cell-cell adhesion.
GAACUAAGUAUUCCGCCUCGAAAGUCGAAGUCGUAAGGUUGAGCAGUUGAAGUUCUUGUAAUAAACUUGCGCAGACGACUUAGCCGUUUAUUUCACGAUUGUUUUUUGUGUUGGUUCUGUAGUGUGUUUGUGAAUGUUCAUUUAACGAUGCUUUCUGGAAGACUGUAACUGCCGAGACCUGAGUUGUCUGACACGAAAGGUCAUCUGUCAUAGCUGAUCAUCGGCUUCUUACAAUGAUUGGCGAUCACAAUAACAGGGCUCUGCCAUUUGUCAAAAUGAGGCCUGUACAAAUUCUACUCCUGACGUUCGUUAUCAUCUGUGGCGGAGUGAAUGCCAACCGUCCGCCACAGCUACUGGAUGACAUCAACAAUUUGGCCAUCAGUGAGAGCACUCCAGUGGGGAAGGUCUUGUUCACAGUGCACGCAACUGACCCGGAAGGAUCUCCAGUACACUACGGCAUUGUGGGUACGGACCGACUCGGUGUGGAUAAGGACACGGGUGAAGUUCGAGUCAUCAGCCCUUUAGACAGAGAGGUUAAUGACACGCUGAAGUUCGUUGUAACCUUAGAAGAUGAAGUGGGCGAAGGCCUUUCAAACAACCUAGUGCAAAUUCCUGUCACUGCAAUCAUUCUGGAUGAAAAUGAUAAUGCUCCAGUAUUUAAAGACGUUCCAUAUGAGAUUGAAGUUCCUGAAGAUACACAUGUUGGCACCACUGUUUUUCAGGGAAUCAAAGUUGUCGACCCAGACAUCAUAGGAGAUAUCUUGGAGGUCACCUGUAUAGAUCGCCCACAGUUUCCAGAUGCUUGCAGUAAAUUUAAGGUCAAGAAACUUAGUUCCAAUGAGUAUAAAUUUUUGGGGGCCUUGAUUCUGCAGCAGCCACUGGACUAUUCAGUCAAACCUUUCUACCAACUGCUGCUCAGUGCCACUGAUGGCGAACAUAACAGUAGCACUGGGGUUCAGAUCAAGGUUCAGGAUGUUCAGAAUUCCCCGCCGGUGUUUGAGGGUUCGCUGACGGGCGUUGUCAGGGAAGAUGCUGACAUUGGUACUCCAGUAAUGACCAUUAAAGCUCAUGAUGGCGACAAGGAACAUCCCAGGAAGAUUGUGUAUGAACUUGUUGAAAAUUAUAUGGACUAUUUUUUACUUGAUCCCAAAACGGGAGAACUCAGGACAGCCAAACCACUCGAUAAAGAAGCCUUAGAUGAUUCAACAGGAGUCAUAAAUAUUACUGUUAGGGCACAUGAAGUUGUUGAUGGAGUACCUGGCAACGACCCUCUUACCGUUACAACAAAGAAAGGAACUGUCACGAUCAAGGACGUCAAUGAUGAAGCGCCAACCUUCAAUAAUCGCGAGUAUAGCAUUGUGAUUCCUGAAAAUGUUCCAGAUGGCACACCAUUGCCUCACCUCGAUAUGGUGGUUCGUGAUCCCGACAUUGGAACCAACUCGGAAUUCACAUUGCGGCUUGAUGAUGUGACAGGAGCGUUUGAAGUGGAGCCAACCAGUGCGACAGGAUCUACCUCAGUCAGUAUACGUGUGGCCAAUGGUUCGCUGGAUUAUGAAAAUCCAAAUCAGAGGAAAUUCAUAAUACUUGUCAUUGCAGAGGAGAAGAACACGAAUCCCCGUCUGUCUUCUACAGCCACGGUAAUUGUUAGCAUAGCAGAUGCUAACGACAAUGUCCCCGUAUUUCAGCAACAGCAGUACACAGCUUCUGUUUCAGAAAUGGCAUCACCUGGAACUCUGGUGACAACAAUUAUGGCCACAGACAGGGACAGUGGUCAGUUUGGCGAGAACGGCAUUGUCUACCAACUUUCUGGAACUGACGCAGAUAAGUUUUCUGUGAACAAUAAGACAGGUGUAAUAACUGUUGCUGAGUGUUCAACUCCAGGCUCUGGGAGCUGCCUUGACUUUGAAACCAAACAACACUAUUACCUCACGUACAAGGCGAUAGAUGAUGAUGGGAACGGACAUAGCACAGUUGCUUCCCUCAUGAUAUCUGUAUUAGACAGCAAUGAUAACACCCCACAGUUCACCAAUCAGAACUAUCAAAUUACAAUUGACGAGGGUGCCACUAAAUUUGAACCUCCUCUUCAGGUCCAGGCACGCGAUGCAGAUAAAACUUCACACGUUACCUACUCAAUUAUCGAAGGAAAUGUCAACAAUUUAUUUUCAAUAAAUCCACUGUCUGGAGAAAUCACAGUGUCGGAUCAUCGUGGUCUUGACAUGACAAAUGUCUCUAAUGAUGUCAUAGUCUUAACUGUCCAGGCAAGUGAUGGGAUGUUCAGUAGUGUAGCAACAGUGACCGUCGCAGUUCACGAUGUGAAUAACAACCAUCCUGUGUUUGGAAGAGAAAGCUAUGUGGCUUCAGUACAAGAAGAUGCUGCUGUUGGCACAAGCGUAGAGCAAGUAACAGCAACGGAUGCAGACUCUGGUGUGAAUGCAGAAAUCAAAUAUCGAAUUCAGAAAGGAGGAUUUGAAGACUUCAAAAUAGAUGAGGAAACUGGGGUAGUUGCAAUAGCCAACAAGUUAGACUUUGACCACAGAAGCACAUAUAACAUAGAGAUCAUUGCUGUUGAUGGAGGUUCACCUGUUUUGACUGGCACGGCCACCCUUACCAUCAUGGUUCUAAACAGCAAUGAUAAGGACCCAUACUUUGACCCUUCAACACAGAGGGCAGAGGUGCAAGAAGAUACAUCUCCUGGAACUGUCUUCUAUACUCUGAUGGCUAGGGAUCCUGAUAUGAAUGGUACAGAAGGUCUUAAUUUUGCUGCUGCAGAGCCAAUAACAGCUGUUGACAAGAAUGGCAAGCAGAUUACUGAUACUGAGGAAUUUAAGAGUUUCUUUGCUGUGGAUCUGACCUCAGGUGAAGUGACUGUAAUGAGAGAUUUGGACAGAGACAUUGCAGCUGUCGUCCGCAUCACUGUUCUCGUCACUGAUACGACAGCUCCUACAACUCAGCAAGGAAAAGGCACUCUGGUUAUUACAAUUAUUGAUGUGAAUGACUUCGCUCCAACGUUUUCAAGACCGUGGACCAAAGAAAAUCCUUAUUACAUGUUGAAUAUCCCCGAAGAGCAGCCAAUUGGAUCCAUAGUCGAUACAUUUGUUGCUUCAGAUGUUGAUUCCAAUAUUGCAGCCUAUGCCAUAGAUCCAGUCAGUGAAUAUUUUGAGAUCAACAAUGCAACAGGCGUGGUUCGAACAAGGAAGAGGAUUGACUAUGAAACUGUGAAAAUAAUUAACUUCACAGUUGUUGCAUAUGAUUCAGGAAUACCCCAGAAAUCAGCCACUGCAUAUGUCAGUGUGAAUGUCAUAAACAUCAAUGACAUGGACCCUGUCUUUUCAGAGCCAUUGUAUGAAGCAACUGUAAUGGAGAAUGCUCUGCAGAAAACGCCAGUAAUAACAGUGACUGCAAAAGAUGGAGAUGAGGGUGUGUUUGGAUCUGUGACGUACAGCCUUGUUGGGGAACACAGCUCUGAUUUCAGUGUGAACUACAAGACAGGAGAGGUGACAGUUGCAAACCCUGAUGUUCUUGACAGGGAAACCACUCCUGACAUCACAAUCCAGGUCAUGGCUAGCGAUGACGCUCCACCAGAAAUGAGAAGAACUGUAGCUGUUCCAAUACACAUUCGUCUGAUAGAUGCCAACGACAACACUCCAGUAUUUAUCCAGAAAAGAUAUCAGGCUUCUGUUAUGGAGAACCUGCGUCUAGAUCCUCCAGCACCAAUAUUGCAAGUUCACGCUGAAGAUCUUGAUGAGGGAAACAAUGGUGCAGUAAGUUACACCAUUACAUCUGGUAAUGAAGGUGGAGUCUUUAAAAUGGACCCUGAAACUGGAAUUUUAUAUCCAGCUGAGUCAUUAGAAGGAAAAGCACGCGAGUUCCAUCUGGUGGUGGAAGGGCGAGAUGAGGAAGGGAAUGGUCCACACGCUGAUAAAACGAUCAUUGAUAUUGAAAUUCGGGAUGUGAACCAGAAUAAACCAGUCUUCAUCAUGCCUUCACUACCCAAUGCAACUAUAGAGGUCCCUGAAAAUGCAGGGCUUCCAAAUUUCUUGGUAAUUACUGUGAAAGCAACUGAUAAAGACCAAGGGGAGAAUGGACAGAUUAGUUAUCACUUCAAAGUUGGGAAUGAGAAUGUACAAGAAACAGAGGAGUUUGCCAUCAAUGCUGAUACAGGAGAACUCAGAGCAAAGAUCAUUCUCGACCGGGAAGUGCGAGCAAAGUAUGAGUUGGUUCUAGUUGCUAAGGAUCAUGGUACUCCUAUCUCACAUGAGACACUUCGUUUCCUCACGGUGCUACUUGUAGAUACAGAUGACAACAGACCAGAAUUUCCAGUAACUGAAAGUACAAGUCCUUACUCCUUCCAUGUCACAGAAAAUUCACAAAUAAAUGUCCUUGUAGGGAAAGUAACAGCAGCAGAUCGGGAUGUAGGUAAACAUGCAAAGAUCUAUUAUUACAUCAUGUCUGGUAAUGAGAAUGGAAGCUUCAGCUUGGAUAGGACAACUGGCAGCAUCUACACUAAUACCUCAUUUGAUCGUGAGGAGACAGAUGAAUAUAACCUGUUAAUCAAAGCUACCAAUUAUCCGCAGUAUUAUGCAUCUGAGGCAGAAAAAAAUAAUUCAGAGAGGGACACAAGUAUUGCCCAUGUACGAAUAACAAUACUUGAUGAGAACGAUAAUCCACCCAAAUUUGAGCACUCCAAUUAUUAUUCUGGUGUAAAUGCAAUGGCAAAUAUCAACGAAUUUGUGGCAAAGUUGUCAGCAUUGGAUCCUGAUGCAGGAGAUAAUGGAACAUUGUCUUAUUACAUCAAAGCAUCCAACUUGUUCAAGUUUGGCUCAAACCUUUCAAGGGGAUCCAUUAUCCCAUCCCCAUUCAAUGUGACAGAGGAUGGUAAACUUGUGACUGCUAAUUAUAUGGCUGAAUACAAUCAGGACAGAUUUGUGCUGGACAUCGUUGCCAAAGAAAAGGCUUUACCAGAACGAGAAGCCACAACCAAAGUUCAUGUAUGGAUCUUUGAACCAAACCAACUUAUCCGUGUAAUACUUUCACGACCGCCUAAGGAAGUACACCAUGAGAGAGAUGAGAUUAUUGCAGAAUUGUCCAAUGUAACCGGAAGUCUUGUGGUUGUAGACGACAUCAGAUAUCAUGUGGACUCUUCUGGUCACAUACAUCAUGAUUGGUGUGACAUGUACCUCCAUGUUGUGGAUGGGCCAAGUCAGACCAUUGCUUCAAUACCUGAAGUACUGAAGGUUAUAGAUGCAAAAUAUGACUUCCUCAAGGAUUACUACGCUGGAUUUGCAAUUGAAAAUGUUCUGCCUGCGUUUGUUGGUGUACAUGAAGAGCCGUUUGAUCCAGCUCUGGCUGCUUUAAUUGCUCUACUUAUAGUGCUCUUUGUUGGUUGUAUCACAUUCGUAGUUGUCUGCUGCUGCCUCAGGCAUUGGGUGAUUACAGCACCAUCAGAUCUCAAGAAGAAAGAAGCAUUAAUAAAAAAGGAAAUAAUUGAUGAUUUAAAUACAACAGAGAAUCCAUUAUGGAUUGAACAAAAGCUGAAGCUGUAUGAGGAACAGGAGCUGACGAUGCAGGUGUUCUGUGAGCCAGAAAACUUGGGUAUUGCAACCACAUCACCACAGCCACCGAUGGAAAGGCCAGAGAGUGAAGACUUCUCUCAGGUAGACAAUACCUAUGCUACAAUCCAGCAUCCUACACGCCGUGGGUCUCUCAGUGCAGUGAUGUCACUGCGAGAGGACGUGGGAGACUACGCAACAUUGUCGGGAGGCAUGACUCUACACAAUAAUGAAAGUGCUCAUGGUUCUGUUCGAAGCACUCCCAGAGAUAUGUAUGAGGCGUCAUUAGGGUUCCAAGGAUCAACAUUUCAAGUUCCAGAUCAGCCACUAGGUGGAAGUAAUAAUGUGGUGAGUGGCAGUAAUGACCCAUUUAGACCACGGACUGCCCUCACCAUUAACAAGGACGGGCAACCUGAGUUUGUAGCAGAGCUUAUCUAAUAUGUAUAUGCGGACGGAUGCAUUCUGGUCAGAGAAUUGCCAUUUUUAAUGACGUAACUCAUAUCAAUAAUGUAUCUAUGAAGCAAAGUCAGUAUUGUGAUAUUGAAACAUGAACUGUUAUAUUGGAUAUAGCACUGAAAUACCACGUUUAUCCACAUACCACACACCCCCAAAUAAGAUGGACAUCCCAGUUUGUAGCGUUAAGAAAAAGUUAUCGUUUUAAUGAAUGAAUCUGAUACUGAAGACCAGAAAGUGAUUAAUUAUUUUGAUAUGACUAGUCCCACUUUGGAAAUCUGCACAAGCAAACAUUAUGGUUGAUAAAACUGCAAUAACACGAAUACCUAAUAAUGGCUAGGGUAUCGUACAUACAAAUGCUUCUUCACUGCUUCUGUCACUACAAUCAAAAUUAAACUUAUCAUCACUGUCCCAGAUGACAGGGAAGCCUUUUUUGCAACAUUUGUUCUCUGUCAUACACAGAAGUCAGUUGCUGUUUUAGCUUUGUAUUCCAGGUUUUGUGCCUUCAAUUGGAGCAUUUUACUCGACACUAAAUAACCAAAGUACUGCCACGGUGGUCUAGCGGUUAGAACGCUGGCCUUGUAAUCCUGGGGUCCCAGGUUCGAUUCCCAGCGGUGCCUGAAU